AUGAGUAUGGAUGGAUUUGAUUAUACGAAUUUGUUACCAAUUGCGAAUGUUGCGCGUAUAAUGAAGAGCGCGCUUCCUGAAAACGCUAAAAUAUCAAAAGAAGCCAAGGAUUGCGUUCAGGAUUGUGUUAGUGAGUUUAUCUCAUUUAUUACUAGUGAAGCUUCCGAACAGUGCACACAGGAAAAGCGCAAGACAAUUACUGGAGAAGACGUCUUGCUUGCUAUGAAUACACUCGGAUUUGAGAAUUAUGCUGAAGUAUUGAAGAUUUCUCUGGCAAAAUACCGUGAACAACAAGCCAGAUCGGCCAGCAUGAAAGAAUCCAAACAAACUCGCUCAGAAGAAGAUCAAUAA
Schizosaccharomyces osmophilus is the source of this 351-nucleotide messenger RNA. RefSeq names its product CCAAT-binding factor complex subunit Php3 (gene php3). Lineage: Eukaryota; Fungi; Ascomycota; Schizosaccharomycetes; Schizosaccharomycetales; Schizosaccharomycetaceae. Gene Ontology annotation, molecular function: DNA-binding transcription activator activity, RNA polymerase II-specific; protein heterodimerization activity; RNA polymerase II cis-regulatory region sequence-specific DNA binding. The coding region runs from base 1 to 351 and encodes 116 amino acids. Gene Ontology annotation, cellular component: CCAAT-binding factor complex; nucleus. Gene Ontology annotation, biological process: regulation of transcription by RNA polymerase II. The transcript is spliced from 4 exons. The record is from RefSeq and is a predicted model, not a curated record.